CCCUUUUCCACGUGAAAAUGUCGUAUCCUCUGUCGGUUAAUAUUUCUGUGGAAGCGCCGAUUGAGAAUCAGAUCCAGGAAAUCCAGUACGAUGGAACAGAGAUUUAUCAACCGCCUCUCUCAUUGUCUGAGAAUUUGUCCAAAUGUGCUCAGAGGAUUGACUUUGCCAAGUCAAAUAAUGAACCAGAAGUCGUCGUGAAGAAGGAAGAGCCGGAUAAGAAGCAGGAAGAAGAUCCGAAGGACCCGCAAUUUCAAUCGAGUCUCUGGCCAUGGGAUUCAGUGAGAAAUAAGCUGAGGGAUGCAUUUACGGAAGUUUGUGUGCUCUCUGAUGUUCUGGCCAUUGCCAAGGAGAAGCGAUAUAUGGUACUGGAUCCCGUACCGCAGGAGCCCAUUGAGACGAAACCCAUUGUCCAAGUUUAUGCGAGAAAGAAAGCCCUGGCGAAUGCAGCAAAUAUCCUCCUGAGUGGAGCUGAGCGGCUGAAGAAUACUCACAGUGAGCAGAGGAAUAAUCGCAAUACGAGUGACUUCCACAUUGAGCUGCUGCGCCUCCGGCAGAAUUGGCGGCUGAAGAAGGUAUCUAAUUCAAUCAUUGGGGAUUUAAGCUAUCGUACAGCUGGCUCAAAAUUCAUGCACUCAGGCAUGUUUGAGGUAACAAAAGCCGAGGAAGAUCCCAAUGGAACAAAUUCCCCGCCCGGAAGUCCAGCUGGUGGGGCGGGAAAUGCUCUACCGAGUCCCAAGAAUUCCGCUCUGCGUGUAAAUGUUCCGUCAGAGUUGCAGGGCGUUGCGUACAUUAAGGUGAUCACGCAGAAGGAUCAGGAGGAUCUCUGCACGGCCACGGUGAAUCUCCUCGGGCAUGGGCCCAACAUCACACAACAAGCGGGAAUUUGGCAGAAAACUCUCGAAUUUGCACAGAAUGUCCUCUUCUGCAAGGAGUUGUUUAAUCAGCUGGCUAAGGAGGCAGUUCAGUUGCAGGCUUCCAUUCCGCACGUGGUGGUUGGGAAUCAAAUCCGUGCCACCCUCUUGCCGGGCAUUCAGCUCAUUAUCAGUCUCUGUCAUUCAACCUCCUUCGAUGCACCCAAUUCGGAGCCCAUCAACGAUCACGAUCACGUGCUGGAGCAUUCACUGCAUCAACUCCUGCGUGAAGUUCACUACCGCAACACACAUCAUCCCUUCCCACAUCCCGCCAGUGGACCCCUCGGUCCUAGCAAGAAGCGUAUGCUCGCCGGCCCCACAGCAGCCGAUCGGUAUGAAUUGUUGGAGAUGACAAAGAGUCAAACACUUCUUGAGCAGAUCAUCGCCCAGGCGCAGCAUAUUUUUAUGCGGAAGAGGACACAGUAUGUACUGGACACACUGGCCAGGGAUGUGAAGGAUCCACAAAUUAUCUCUCACUGGAAUGCAAUGAAUAGCCCCACCAUGUCAUGCGUUAAGAUCAAAAUUAUCACCCACGGGUACGAUACAGUUUAUCGAACAUCCCUCCUGAUUCACGUGAAGGAGCGUUCUCUGAAAUGCAUCUGCCGCGAUGGACGCGUAAUGCAUAUGUCGUAUGAACCGCAGGAGCUGCGUGAUUUGAUCCUCUGUCAGAUAAAUCGUCACCAAAUGUCCGGAUUGUUGAACGUAGCACGCUGCAUGGCCUGGCAGACACUCUCCAAUAGUAAUCAUCUGGGCAUUGGUUCUGUGGAACCACUGGGCAAUGCCAGCUCAUGCCUCCUUGCGUCUCCCAAUGGGGAUCGAAUGAUUGCCGUACAGAUUCGCUGCGAUCCGCAAAUUGAUGUGAAGGUCUACAUUGCCCAGACCCCGCGGAAGGACUUCUUCCCCGGACCACUGGUCCAGGGGAAAUACUGGGAACAUCUUGGGGGUCACUUCAAGGAGGUACGCUUCGAUAAGCUAGAAGGGAAGAAUUUCCUCAAUAAGAUGGAAUUUCUCAUGGCCAGUAUGUCCAGUUCUUAAAUUAUUCUCAUGUACUCUUCUGAUUUUUUAUCCAUUCUAAACGUAAUAGAAAUUCGCAAUAAAUUGAAAA
Molecule: messenger RNA, 2016 nt
Organism: Lutzomyia longipalpis
Lineage: Eukaryota; Metazoa; Arthropoda; Insecta; Diptera; Psychodidae
Gene: MED17
Product: mediator of RNA polymerase II transcription subunit 17
Exons: 3
Coding region: 18-1946 (642 amino acids)
Biological process (GO): regulation of transcription by RNA polymerase II
Cellular component (GO): core mediator complex; mediator complex
Molecular function (GO): transcription coregulator activity
Source: RefSeq, a predicted model, not a curated record